AUGUGGAGAGCUGCGGGAGGAGAGGCGACUCGAAUCGUGUCGCCGGUCGGAAAUGUGACGGUAUUGUUCGGCGGCGAUGCCGUGCUCUCCUGUGUCGUCGACGACCUUGGAUACGGCGAGGUGAGUUGGGUCCGGGGCGAGACGGUGAUGACUCGGAACGAUAAGGUGCUGAUGGAUGAUGCCAGGAUCCAGGUGUCGUCGGACGGCCGCAACUGGUCGCUUCGCAUCGGACGCGUGUCGCCGGAGGACGUCGGCUGCUACGCCUGCAAGGUCGAAACGCGGGAGAGCGUGGGAUGCCUCGUCGUGCAAAAGUCUCCGGACAUCGUCGACGACGAGAGCAGCGGCGACCUGACGGUGAACAAGGGCGAAGACGCGCGACUCUCGUGUCGCGCCCGCGGCAACCCCCCUCCCAAGAUCCAAUGGCGACGGGAAGACGGCAGGGACAUCCUGCAGAUCCGGCCCGACGACUCCCGAGGCAGAGACUACUUAAUUUCCGUCGCUCUCGGAAUCCCCUACGGCAACUGGACUCGUUGUAAGUUCCUUCGUCCUCGCCUUUUCCUUCUCUCUCAUGCAUGGUAA
This is a messenger RNA of Darwinula stevensoni, 579 nucleotides long. The record is from the annotation of a GenBank genome assembly. Lineage: Eukaryota; Metazoa; Arthropoda; Ostracoda; Podocopida; Darwinulidae.